GUUCAUUAUCUUCCGUUGCCUAUUGACUUGGUAUACAUAUCUGCUCAGGGGUCGUUUUGUAUAUACUCCUGGGUAAUAUAGAAAAGCGAUCUGUGAAUAGCAUCACGUAGACACUUUAGAUAUUAUUACCAUCCUUCUGCAUUUAUAUAGGAAGGUUGAUAGUAACUGACUUUUUGAGUCUGCUAUUUAUUUAUUGUAUUGAUCGUUGGUAUCUAGAUACAAGAUGUCUGGCCACUUGGUUUGCAAAUCGGGCUUUGGCCUCGGCAAGGUUGCCAAAUUGAUGUUGGCUUCCGUUGUUGUACUUAGUGCCUUCAGUGGUAACGUUUGGGCUAACGAAGCUGAGGUACCUCAGGAACCCGUUGAGAAAAAGAAGGAGGGUGGUAAGGGUUCGUGGUUUUGGAAAAAGGGUGAUUCAGAGAAGGAGGAUUUGCAAAAAUUGCCUCCCAAAAACAUCCCAUCAAUCACCACCUCGAGUAAUACAGAAAAGACACCACUGAAGGACUUUUCUGUUACGCUUGGACCUGCCAAGAGGUGUUGUGCUCCUUGGUUAAAGAAGGGUGAAGUUGAUCUUUCUAUGUUGAAGGACCGCAUUAGUUUAUUGUUGCACAGAGUAACUAAUUAUGGUCCGGAAACGCCUGGAUUUGGAAUUUCUGAGAACAUUGUGGAGCUGUUCAACAAUAAAGGCACCAUUGUGGUACCAGAAGAUAUUGCAAGGGAUCUUUGUCGUUUGCGUUCAGGCACAGUCAUGUUAUGUGAAUGGAAAUGCUUCACCGACGAGUUUGCAAGGUACAUAGCUGAAAUGCUAACAGUGAAUGCCUAUGGUGAGCUGCCGAAAACAAGGAACGAAAUGAAAAAAUUUACCAAAUCUUUAGGUACUAAACAAGCUAACGAUUACUACAAAAGCAGACUUGAUACAUAUAGGACAAUUAGAAAACACAUCUCAUCCUCAUUGGGACAUAAGCCAAACUUUGAUGCACCGAGUAAACAGAUGGAAUCAGACACAAAAGGAUCCACAGCUGAGACUCCAUCAACUGAUGCAUCUGCAUAAGAGUGAAAAAUCUCCAUAUUGGAUGGUAUCGACUGCAAAGUGUCAUGUAUUAGAACCCUAUAUGCCCAUUUACAAUGUCCAAGUUCGCAGAGUCUAGGAGGUCACUUCUGUCAAACAUUGAGCUGCUGCAACGAUUAUUCGCAAUUGGAUGAAACCAAUAACGAUUAUUGCGUACAAAUUCUAUACUAGGGCAAAACGUGAAUAGACCUCCCCAAUAGAAUAUAGUGGCAGACAUGGCAAUUGACAAGUAAAGCACUACA
This is a messenger RNA of Babesia bovis T2Bo, 1308 nucleotides long. RefSeq names its product putative integral membrane protein. NCBI's taxonomy places the organism in Eukaryota, Apicomplexa, Aconoidasida, Piroplasmida, Babesiidae. The record is from RefSeq and is a predicted model, not a curated record. Bases 224 to 1048 code for a protein of 274 amino acids. The transcript has a single exon.